UUAUAUCUAUUCAAGAUGGCUACCAGUAAGUUGAAUCAGUUUCUGGAACAUGUUGAUGAGAAGGUCUUAGAGUGUACCAUCUGCUUUAAGAGACUUCAAAAUCCAAAAUCCCUCAACUGCCUCCAUAGUUUCUGUUUGGCAUGCCUGGUAGAUUGGGUUAAGGAGAAGGGUAAGCUGACUUGCCCAACUUGCUCAAAAUCAUAUCCCAUUCCAAAAGGAGGGCUUGAGAAGCUUCCACCAAAUACCUUUCUAAAUAACUUAUUAGAAACUAUCGAACAAUUUUCACACAGUGAUCACACGAAAUGUAGUGUUUGUGAAAAGGAAAGACAAGUAAAAUACUACUGCCAGGAUUGCAGACAGUAUUUGUGCUCUACUUGUAGUGAUCAACAUAAGAGGUAUACACUCUUUGUAAAUCACAAGUUACAUUUACUGGAGGAUGUGCAAUCAAUGAGUCCCUCUGAGAUGACUUUGUUACAUCCGCCUCUGUGUUCACAUCACAGUAAACCUUUGGAGUUCUACUGCACAGAUUGUAAAACUCCAAUCUGUGUGAAUUGUAUACUUAUGGACCACAAUGCAUGGGAUGGAAAACACAAAUCAAUCAACAUUUCAGACGCAUUCCAAAUAUUAAAAAAAACUUCAGCCACCUUGGAAAAAUCUGCCCAACACUUCAUAAACAAAUUAGAAGGCGGUCUCAAAGCUGUUAUCCACAAUGCUACAAAAUUACAACAAAAUAAAGACACAUGUUUAAUAGAUAUAGACAAUCAUGUAGAAGAAAUAUUCAAAAAAGUAAAAGAGAAUAGAGACAAAAUGAAAAAUGAAGUAGAAACAAUCUACAAACGAAAAAAGAAGGUAAAUGAUGUACAAAUGGAUGAAUUUAAAGCAAUAUUAUCCGAUAUAAAAACAAAACUGUCUUUUCUUAAUCAAUUAUUGAAGAGUGAUGAAGGCACUGCAAUGCAGUCAAGUGAAACAGUAGUUACAGCACUCAGAGACAGAAUAAAUGAAUUACCAAAAACAGAGCAAGAUGAUAAUGGAGAAAUUUACUACUUCAUAAACAAACAGCAAAUGACUUCAUUAAGACAAUGUGAUAUAGGGACUGUAACAGAUUUUAGGGCAGCAGACUGUUUAACAUUAGAAGGAGAGGAAUUCGUGAUCAAAGAUCAGACAAUUAUUGUCAAAAUAAUCAAAACAGAUGAACAUGAAAUAUAUGCUAAUCAACUGAAGGCAACAUGGACACAUCCUGCAGGGGAAACCAACAUCUCUCAAAUUCAGGAAGAUGACAAUGGAGAUUAUUUUGUAAAAGGAAAAUGCACAAGUCCAGGAGUUUGUAAACUAGAUGUGAGUGCUGAUGAUGAACCAGUUAACCAAUCACCAAUGAUAAUCAAAAUAGAAGACAGAUUAGUAAAUACUAUUAAAAUAAAUGCAACAUUUAUUAUAGAUGUAGUUAAGUGUGAAGAUGACUCCUUACUGGUUUCAUGUCGGACAAAUGAAAUGCUCAAGUACAAGCAAUCAGAAUAUAUUGGUAAGGUUACACUACCACAAGGUGUGGGAGUUAACAGAAUGUACAAAAUGAAGAAUGGUAACAUAGCAUUCAGUGAUUACAAUGUUAAUAAACCUAUCAGAAUAUGCAAUAUGAAUGGUCAGCUGAUUAAAACAAUUAGUGAGGGAGCAAAGAAUACACCACAGAGUUUUCAUGUGGAUGAGACAUCAAAUGUUUUGUAUGCAGCAGGUGGGUUCAGUAGCUGUGUGUACAUGUUUGACAUGAAUAAUGGCAAAACCAUCAAAACAAUAUGGUCAUAUGGUACAAAAGAAGGUAAAAUGAGUUAUGUCACUGAUGUUACUCUUACUAACCAAGGACACCUUCUUGUAUUGGACAAUGGCAACAGUAGAUUACAAUUAUUUAAUAAUGAGGGAAGGUUUAUAAAAGUCCUUGUUGAAGCAGGUGAUGAGGAUGGUAAGGUAAAUUCUCCAUGUGGAGUAGUAGUUGAUGAGGAUGACAACAUCAUUAUAUCAAGUGAACACAAACUACAGCUAUUCAGUAGUGAUGGAACUUUCAUAAAAAGAAUUGAUAAACCAGAAGAUGGAAUCAAAUGUCCAUGGGGAUUAUCCAUCAUUUCAUAUCAUCCAAGGAGAAUUGCAGUAGCAAAUGAUGGUGACAACACAGUAAAAAUAUUCAAUUAUUAAAUACUGACAGUCCACUUGCUUCACUUGUGUGUUUUCAACAAUUCAAAUUUAUAAGUGUAGGAAUAUCUACAUAUCCAUUAUUUCAUAUCAUCCACAUAGAGUUAAGUUAUGGAUCUUAAACUUAAAAUAAUUAUUCAAUACAAUAAUAUCAAAAUAUAAAGUUGCAUAAUGUUUAUAAACUUGUUAAAAUAUUUGAUUAUUGAAUAUGAUAUACAUAGAGCUGAAGUUAUGGUUUUUUUGUAAACUGUUAAAAUAUUAAUUAUUCUACAUAAAUGAUAUCUAUAGAGUUGAAGUUAUUAAACAGAAAACAAUAAUAUUUCUAUAGACUAAAGUCUCUUAUUAUUUUAUCUAUCGAAGAGGCAUUUAAAGUUCAGAAACUUGUACUAGGUUUUAAGAUUUUAAAAGGUUUUUGUCCUUCAUUUUCUCAGUAUGUAAAUAGUAGUGAAAGAUGUAAGGGUAGACUUAUACAUUGGAAUGCAAAGUCUAAUACUUUUCUUAAUUCUGUUUACGUUAUAUUCCCACGACUAUGGGAACAAUUACCAAUAGAAAUUCAAAAUUAUCAAUUAAUUUCAUUAUUUAAGUCUGCUCUUACAAAAUAUCUUCUUUCAAUGUAUUAAUUAACUAAUUUCAAUUUAAAAUUUUUAGUAUCUAAUUUUAAAUUUCUUAUUUUUAUUUUGUGUUCUAUGGAGCAAGUACAUUGAUUGUUUGGGCUUUCGCCUAUUGUAAUCUGCCAACCUCAACUGUUUACAGUGUAGUUCUCAUCAAAUUUGAAUCACACACUAUUGAUCUUAUGAUUUCAUAUUUUUGUAGUGUAAGUUUUUAAUCAUAUCAUGCAUAAAUGCAUGUUAUUUUCUUGCAUAUUGAUGUUAAAAAUGUUACUUUUCAAUCUAUUGGGGCUUUUAUGUACAGCCUAUCAACUUAUAUCUCUUUGAUUUUCAUAAAUUUUGGUAUUUGCAAGCUUGUUUAUUCUUUCUUUAGUACCUGUAUAUUUUUUCUGGUUUUUUUGUAUAAAAAAAACCUAAUAAGCACACAACAGAGUGUAUAUUAUAAAUACACCUAUGGGCAUUUAUCCAUUAAAUGAAUAAGAUGCGAUGAGUCAGAUUGAUUAUUCUUGUAUAUAUUUAAUUUUUCUUAUAAACUUGAAUCUGCGUAAAUAAUCUGCUUCAAAUUAGUGGGACAGGGAUAUAUUUAAAAGGGGGUUUGUAAGCAUUUUAUUAUUUCAUCAUCAUAAAAAGGAAUAAACUGUAUAUGAUUUAGGUAGUUAAGCUUGGCUUAUUUUUUUGUAUUCAUCAUAAAUCUUAAUCUGUAUACAACCUAAUAAAUUUAUAGAUUUUCAUGUACACUUUGACAAUAAAUUAUCUGAAUCUGAUAUGUAUGUACAGUAUAAUUGUUAUUACUA
This is a messenger RNA of Anneissia japonica, 3580 nucleotides long. Its product is annotated as tripartite motif-containing protein 2-like. The transcript has a single exon. Gene Ontology annotation, biological process: positive regulation of DNA-templated transcription. The record is from RefSeq and is a predicted model, not a curated record. Bases 16 to 2181 code for a protein of 721 amino acids. Gene Ontology annotation, cellular component: chromatin; nucleoplasm. Lineage: Eukaryota; Metazoa; Echinodermata; Crinoidea; Comatulida; Comatulidae. Gene Ontology annotation, molecular function: protein binding; ubiquitin-protein transferase activity; zinc ion binding.